AUGCUCCGUGGUAAGAGUAGGAGCAGAUCGGAGAACAAUGAAAACAAUGAGGGAACGGAGAUCGGAAAACAGCGGAGACCGAAGUGUGCCCGUUGCAGGAAUCAUGGCCUCAUCUCGUGGUUGCGGGGUCACAAGCGGGAAUGUCGUUACCGAGAAUGUCUGUGUCCGAAAUGUUCCCUGAUCGCCGAACGGCAGCGAGUGAUGGCUGCACAGGUUGCUCUGAAGAGACAACAGGCAGCCGAGGACGCAAUCGCUCUUAAAAUGGCAAAGGUGGCCACCGGACAGAAGCUCGAUCGACUUCCGCCAGGUAAAAUCUUCGGAAUGUCCGUGACUGAGCCGAAAUCUAUUGUGGAUCAAAAUGAAAAUACGACUCCCGUUACAAAGAAACUCGACGGAAUUUCUGAGGAUACCAAUGAGCUUCCACGUGUAUCGACCGAUGACGCUUUACCCGCUCGUGUUCAAAACUGUUCCGACCUGGAAACCUUUUCGAGAUCCAGAAGUUUCCUCUUCGACGCCGGCAAGCUGGAGGGAGUCAGAGAAACCACUCUGGUAUCUCAGACCUCCGUGGAGACUUUAGCCCGCCUGUUCCCGAAUACCAAGCUGUCGGUGCUGCAACUGGUACUGCAACGUUGCGGACAGGAUCUACUCAAGGCAAUUGAGUACUUCGCAAGCGACAACUUGGGCAUCACCGAGCCAGCGAUGUCAACCAGUAUCAGUCAACCAGUAUCCUCGGCCUUUCGGCCUCCGCAGACGAUUGUUGAUAGUGCCGUGGGGGAACAACAACAACAGAUUCCCGGCACGAUGCUGGCACCGAUCUAUACCAGCCUGUCCAGAAACGUCUACGGGGAUGCGGGUUAUUGUCUACUGAACAUCGUGCCGACCGAGCAGUUCGCCAAGGGGACCGAUCUGCCAAUCGCGAAAACGGCGGUCGAUCAGGAAACGGUCGCUCUUAAUUUUCGCUACAACAAUUACUUCACUUCCGGCGUGCAACAGCAGCUGAGGGAUGCGCACAUGUGCGCUCAAGUGGCGGCGGAUCGGUUGUCGGUCGCCAGAUCGGCGGGCAUACUGCAUCAUCUACCGCCCACCGCGGCCGUGCUGCCGAGCAUCCCUUGUGUGCAGCCCAAUUGCACACAAUGCAACUACAAGUUCACCUAA
Messenger RNA from Atta colombica, 1155 nucleotides. RefSeq names its product doublesex- and mab-3-related transcription factor A2-like. Gene Ontology annotation, cellular component: nucleus. Gene Ontology annotation, biological process: regulation of transcription by RNA polymerase II; sex differentiation. The record is from RefSeq and is a predicted model, not a curated record. The transcript is spliced from 3 exons. Lineage: Eukaryota; Metazoa; Arthropoda; Insecta; Hymenoptera; Formicidae. The coding region runs from base 1 to 1155 and encodes 384 amino acids. Gene Ontology annotation, molecular function: RNA polymerase II cis-regulatory region sequence-specific DNA binding; DNA-binding transcription factor activity, RNA polymerase II-specific.